Messenger RNA from Paraglomus occultum, 1110 nucleotides. The record is from the annotation of a GenBank genome assembly. Lineage: Eukaryota; Fungi; Glomeromycota; Glomeromycetes; Paraglomerales; Paraglomeraceae.
AUGUUUUAUCGAGUUCGCGAUUGCCCAUAUCGUGUUAUUUCUCUCUAUAAUAGUAAAAAAACUGGUAUUUUCAAAGAACCGAAUCGUGAUCUCAUUCGUGCUGAACUUUCUGCCCUGAGACCUGGCGACUUGCCAACUGCUAUAAAAGGACAUCGUGAAUGGAAUAAAAUUAAUGACUGUUAUACACUUGAUUUAUCCCCAGCCGUGGAGACUUAUAUUGAGGUUGAAUAUCAAAGACGCUUAUCAGCUAAAUAUUUUCCUGAAAUUCUUUGCAGUCUCAUUGUUAGUACUGGAGCGACACUUGAGUUAAUUUCAGCAAAAGAUACCGAAAAAGUCAACAAAAAUAAAAUUUCUCAUACUAUUAAGAAUAUUGAGAAAAAAAUUAAAGGUGAAGAUGCAGAAGCAAUAUUCAAUGCACCUGAUAUUAGUCCCGAUGAAGCUGAAACUCUUAAGCAAAAUCCUAUACGCUCUUUUACUGAUAAUAUGACUCUACAACGACAUUAUUUGUGGAAAAUAUAUGCUUCAGAUGAUAUCGGAGAUAAUGGAGCUGGUUUUGAGACUCAAGAAGGAAUAAUGGCUAUAAAAUUGAACGAUCCUAAUUAUCACCCUACAGUUCCAAUUCUUCCACCAUAUAAAUCUGAAUCGGUCAAUGAAACUCAAGAACUUUUCGAUUCUAUACCCAUUACUACUGAUAUUUCAGAGGAAGUAAAGCUUCGAUGCUCUGCACCAUCCAUAUCAAUUCAAAAUCAAUCAAACGAUUCUAAGCAAUUUUCAAACAUUAUCGAAAUUAAAGAAAUACCUGAAUCCUUAAUUUCUUUAUCUUUAGAAUGUCUUAUCAAAAACGAUUCUGAUAUUGAUACUCUUAUCUUUUAUUUACAAGAAAAAUUCCAAAUGUCGAAAGAAAAAUUAGAACAAUGGCGGGCCAAGAUUGCCUUCGAAAUGCGGGAUAACCAUAACUAUUGGAAAAAAGAGCGCGAAAGUAUGAAUGAGGCCGAUUUCUUAGAAUAUAAACGAAAUUUUGAGGCUAAAAUAAAAGUUUCUACUACUCCGCACAAAAAAGAGCUGAAAAGUAAAUCUUGGCUCUUAUCGAAUAUACUGUAUAUAACCUAG